Messenger RNA from Physcomitrium patens, 2960 nucleotides. Its product is annotated as NAD-dependent malic enzyme, mitochondrial. Gene Ontology annotation, biological process: pyruvate metabolic process; malate metabolic process. NCBI's taxonomy places the organism in Eukaryota, Viridiplantae, Streptophyta, Bryopsida, Funariales, Funariaceae. Gene Ontology annotation, molecular function: NAD binding; malate dehydrogenase (decarboxylating) (NAD+) activity. The record is from RefSeq and is a predicted model, not a curated record. Gene Ontology annotation, cellular component: mitochondrion.
CUGUCUGCACGCCCUGCUCGUCGUGCUCCUGUGGAAACAGGUCUUGGCCUUCAUUUCCUCCCAUUGCCUCCUCGCAUCGCAUGCUCGCCCACUAGCUGCCUUCUCCCCCUCUGCGUCCAUGCAUGCCCUCACCCUGCUAUCUGCUGUAGUGUCGGGAAAUUUCUGGUGGUGAUGUGCGGGCCUGUGUAGGAGAGGAGACCAGUGUAUGAGACGGUGACGGGGGUGGUGCCGCUGCUGUUCCUGAAGAAGGAGGAGGAGGAGGAGAAGGAGGAGGAAAUCGCGGAGUUUAGUCGCGGGGGAGUGGAUAGUGAGCAGUUGCCUUACUCGUACAUGAUUGUGACUACACAGGUUAGGAAUCGUUCGAUACUGCAUUACAGCCAUGUCCCAAUCCGUGCAGGGAAGUCAGCUCCGCAAGAUCGUGGCUAGAGCUGUACAGCAAUGGAUAUGGUCCCCGAGCGUGGAUGUUGGCCGCCGCUCGCUUCACAAAAAUGUGAAGCGGCCCGUCAUUGUGAAUAAGCGCAGCACAGACAUUCUGCACGAUCCCUGGUUCAAUAAGGGUACCGCAUAUCCACUCGCAGAAAGAGAUCGACUUGGUCUACGUGGCUUGCUACCUCCACGAAUUAUGACCUUCGACCAGCAAUAUGAGCGAUUUAUGGGAAACUUUCGUUCCUUGGAGAAACACACGAAAGAUGGAGCUGAAGAUAUGACUGCACUUGCAAAAUGGCGUAUCCUUAAUCGGUUACACGACAGAAACGAGACUCUUUAUUACAGGGUUCUGAUCAGCAAUAUUGAACAAUUUGCGCCCAUCAUAUACACCCCAACCAUUGGAUUGGUGUGUCAACGAUACAGUGGUCUUUACAGACGGCCUCGAGGAAUGUAUUUCACCGCAAGGGAUCGCGGCGAGAUGAUGUCAAUUGUGUACAAUUGGCCAUCGACUCAGGUGGAUAUGAUUGUAGUUACAGAUGGCAGCCGUAUCCUCGGUUUAGGCGAUUUGGGAGUGCAAGGUAUUGGGAUACCAAUUGGAAAGCUGGAUUUAUAUGUUGCAGCAGCGGGCAUUAACCCUCAGCGUGUUAUGCCAGUAAUGAUUGAUGUUGGUACAAACAAUCAGGCCCUUCUUGACAACCCACAAUACAUGGGACUUCAACACACACGGAUAGAAGGCGAUGACUACAUUUCUCUCAUUGAUGAGUUUAUGGAGGCGGUUUUUACUCGAUGGCCAAAUGUCAUCGUUCAGUUUGAGGAUUUCCAAAAUAAGUGGGCCUUCAAGUUGCUGCAGAGGUACCGCAAUCAAUACCGCACGUUCAAUGAUGAUGUGCAGGGAACUGCUGGGGUAGCACUUGGAGGUUUGCUCGGAGCAGUGCGGGCGAUGGGUAAACCCAUGGAGGAUCUCGUCAAACAGAAAAUCGUUGUCGUUGGUGCUGGAAGUGCCGGUCUUGGGGUUGUGAACAUGGUGAAGAGUGCAAUGCAAAGAUUGCUUGGCGGUCAUUCCUCUGAAACGCAUAAGAAGGCCAUCGAUCAGUUCUGGAUUCUGGAUAAAGAUGGAUUAGUGACGAAAGCACGAGAUAAUCUGGCAUCUGAUGUGGAACAAUAUGCAAGGGAGGUCGAAGAGUCUGAAGGAUCCGGUAGUUUGAAAGAUGGUGCAACGCUGUUGGAAGUGGUUCAAAAAGUGAAACCUGAUGUACUUUUGGGACUUUCUGGAGUUGGAGGCCUUUUCACCCAGCAGGUUCUGGAGGCAAUGAAAGAAUCAGGGUGUCCAAGGCCAGCUAUUUUUCCUUUGUCGAAUCCCACUGCCAAUGCUGAGUGUACAGCCAAGGAAGCAUUUCAACAUGCUGGACCAAAUAUUGUCUUCGCAAGCGGUAGCCCGUUCCGGGAUGUUGAUCUUGGAGGUGGUCAAACAGGUCACUCGAACCAGGGCAACAAUAUGUACUUCUUCCCUGGGAUUGGUCUUGGUACCCUCAUGGCCGGUGCUCACCAUAUCUCUGAUGGUAUGCUACACGCUGCUGCAGAAGAGCUUGCUGCAAUCAUGACACCGGAGCAAUUGGAAGAAGGGAUCAUAUAUCCUGCUGUAUCCAGGAUUCGGGAGAUCACAGCUCGAGUGGCAGCAGCAAUAGUGAAAGAGGCAGUCAAGGAGGAUAUUGCUGAAGGAUACAGAGACACUGAUAUCAAAGAACUCAGGCGUCUGGUUCAAGAUGAUGCUGUAUUGUUGAAGUACAUCGAAGACCACAUGUGGAUGCCCGAUUAUUCGCCGCUGGUAUAUCCACAUGUUUAGCUUCCUCAAGGGCUGCGGGGCGUUCAGCUACACAUGUUUAGCCAGUCUAACUUGCUCAGCUAAUCCAAGCACAAAGAUCGCAUCCACGAGAUUAUAACUACUUGACAUUUUUGGAGGUUUCCGAGUUGAGAAUGCUCACUCGCUCUUUGUUUAUUUUGCUAAUAGCCGUUUGUGUUUGCUGUUGUCCAGCCACUGUGUAUAGUUUACCUUGAAUCAGACGUAGAAGCUGAGUGGCUAAAGGAUAUGUUAUUAUGAUGAAAGAUUUGCAGUGUGUGCUGAUUAUCAAAUUUAGAAUGUUUCAUGUUCUGAACCUCUCAUCUAAAGCAAGUCAUCUCAUGUAGCAUCGUCUUGGAACUGCGCAAGUAUGAGCUAGUAAUAAUAAGCAGGUUCUCAUAUAAUUCAAGGGGGUUUUUGGAAUAUAUAGUAGUGGUAGGAAUCACUCAACAGUAGCGAUUCCCUGAUAAUCGUUUUUGUUACCUCCAUGGUGAUGAAUUGAGGUCACUCAACAAGCAAUGAUGUAGUAAAAAAUGUGUUGUGAGAAGUCUUCAAUGCUGACAUGAUCGGUUGGCAUCAAUUUCAAAGCGAACCUCCGAAUAAUGUCAGUGAGGACCGAAACACUUAAGCAUUGUUAAUUUAUGUUUGAGUGGCUAAUGUCAAUUAGCUCAUAAAUUGAUUGGUGACAAUUGACUCA